GCUUUCUCGGGCCACCAAACCUGACGCCAGGGGCCGGAACUACAGUUCCCACCUUGCAGCAAGGCAGGAGGAAGAAGGGCACCGAGAGCUGCGAAGGAAACCAGGAGCAAAAGCAAACACUACCUGCUCGCUUGCCAGCAAGGUGAGGCAGGGGACAGGAAGCCAGAGCCAUGCAGUUCUCCAGCUCAGCCAGAGCAGCAGAUGAGAAUGUAGACUACUUGUUCAAGGUCAUCCUCAUUGGAGAUUCCAAUGUGGGGAAGACGUGUGUGGUACAGCAUUUCAAAUCUGGAGUCUACAUCGAGUCCCAGCAGAAUACCAUUGGGGUGGACUUCACGGUGCGCUCCCUCGAGAUAGACGGCAAGAAAGUGAAGAUGCAGGUGUGGGACACUGCGGGCCAGGAGCGCUUCCGUACCAUCACCCAAAGCUACUACCGAAGUGCCCAUGCAGCGAUCAUCGCCUAUGACCUCACGCGGCGGUCCACAUUCGAGUCUGUCCCUCACUGGAUUCAUGAGAUCGAAAAAUAUGGAGCAGCUAACUUGGUCAUCAUGCUGAUCGGGAACAAAUCGGACCUGUGGCAGAGGCGGCAUGUCCUGUUUGAAGAUGCCUGCACACUGGCUGAAAAGUAUGGCCUCCUGGCUGUCUUGGAGACAUCUGCCAAGGAGUCCAGGAACAUAGAUGAAGUCUUCGUGCUCAUGGCAAAGGAGUUAAUUGCUCGCAACAGCCUGCACCUGUACGGGGAGACCAUCCAGCAAGGUCUCUCCCAGGAUUCCAGCCCAAUAUUUGUGGCCCAGGGCCCCAGCGAGAGCACCCGCUGUACUUGCUGAACAUGUGUGGGAGGCCAGC
This is a messenger RNA of Onychomys torridus (southern grasshopper mouse), 843 nucleotides long. RefSeq names its product RAB19, member RAS oncogene family (gene Rab19). Bases 171 to 824 code for a protein of 217 amino acids. Gene Ontology annotation, molecular function: GTP binding; GTPase activity. Lineage: Eukaryota; Metazoa; Chordata; Mammalia; Rodentia; Cricetidae. The record is from RefSeq and is a predicted model, not a curated record. Gene Ontology annotation, cellular component: trans-Golgi network. The transcript is spliced from 4 exons.